This is a messenger RNA of Fulvia fulva, 1359 nucleotides long. RefSeq lists its product as uncharacterized. Lineage: Eukaryota; Fungi; Ascomycota; Dothideomycetes; Mycosphaerellales; Mycosphaerellaceae. The record is from RefSeq and is a predicted model, not a curated record. Bases 1 to 1359 code for a protein of 452 amino acids. The transcript has 2 exons.
AUGGCUUCCUUUGAGAUGUCAGAGAUCUCGUCUGAUCAUGGAGACCUCGUCAACGCAACACAGGCCUGUGAUGCGACCGUUAAGGAUAGCUCUAGAUUCGCAAAGAUCGUCUUUCGGUUGCGUCGAGGGGCACGUCCCACUCGAACUCGGCGCCAGCCUCAAGCUUUCCCUCCUAGAGAACUUCAAGAUCAGUUCGUGCAACUCGCAUCCACUAGCAGCGUAUACAUCAUCUUCCUGUGUCUUGAUGUGCCGCUCAACAACACCGUCUUCAAGCACUACCACGGCCUGGUACAUACGCUUAGAUACCUCUCUGCGGACCGUGUACCCCGCAAUGACUGGUUCCUGGCACGAUCACAGGACUUCAAGCCAGGCUCUCCAUCGCCUUGCGUGGAGUUGAUUCGCAAGUCCAGCCUUCGCUUGCCUGUAGAGCCUUGGCUCACCACCACGAGUGCAUUUCCGGUCAACAACAGCAAGGAAACUCUGCCAAGAACAUCUCUUCUCAAUGAGAAGUUUUACGCUUCAAUUAUGAUCAUAGCGAUCCUGCAUGAGCGUGCCGAGUACAACCGUCUGCAGCAACAGCAGUUCAAUCUGAGAGUGGCGUACCCGACUCGGUUUAACGCAAUGAUGAAUGACUCCUACACGGCUGACGUACGCAUGGUCGGCGACCUCACUACUCUUGGAAGCGCAAAGAUGAAGCCACCGCUAGGGGCCCGUAUUAAGCUUAUCGUACAAGAUCUAAGCGUAGACGGCGUUAUCCUCGACUACUCGCCGUUCGGCUACGACUUUAGGGUCAUUAUCGAUCUUACUCUCCUUAGCUCCGAAGUCGACUAUGACGGACCAAAUCUUCGAGAGCUUAUAGCCAGCAGGAUGGCUAUAGCAGAGGGUAGCUCUAAGAUUGCCGAGAAGCGGAUCAUUUCCGAACACAUUCCCAAGAUGUUCGGGCUAGACAAGCAGCAGACGCGAGUUGUUGAACAAGGCCUAAGUAGGGUUCCUUCCAACACACUCUUCUUCGAGGGAGUGCCUGGUGGCGGCAAGUCGACAACCUUGAACGCUCUAACUCUUGCGACCAUUCGUCUGUACGGAAGAGUACUCAUCUGCAUUCAGUCCAACACUGGUGUUGACAGUCUCUUUGAGAAGGUCGUCAAGUCUGUACAGACAAUGCCGGACUUUGCUGAUCUGCAGCAAAGCUGUGUGCGAUAUCGCACAAAUGCAAAGGAGAUUGCCAAGCUGGAUGACAUGGGCCACAUGAUGGCAGACCAGCUGCGAGACGAGACUGCGCAUAACAACCAUUCCAUGGCAGGAAAGAUCGCGACCUAUGCCCAGGCAUGGCCAGAAGAUGAGACGUUGAAGCAACUCUAA